AAGCGCCGCGAACGUACACUUUUUGACCUAUGAAGGAUCCGUAAAAUCUCGCGAUACUCUCCGCUCUCGGGGAAGUGGUGGUGGCUGUGCCUUGGUAAGACCACGGGGUUCUAGUCUAAGGAAAUGAUGGCAUGUGCUCUCUUUCCUUAGUAGAAGUGACAGCGACAUGUGAGUCAUAUUGAGGACUUUAAAGCCAUUUGAAAGUGUUUCGGUGGCUAGCAAAAUGAAUAACAGAACAGGUUCCUUUUUAUGGAACCUCAGACAAUUCAGUAGUUUAGUUCCAUCCGGCAGAACUGUGAGGCUGUAUCCUUUGGGAUUUUGCAGACGACAAAUUGUUUAUUUAAACUGGAACCAAAGAAGCCUUUUAAAUAACUUUGGUAAUAGAAUGCAGUCAUCUAUUAGAUGUCUCUUUCAGAAUGCCUUAAUUUUUAAAUCUGGAGGUGAUGACUUUCAAACAAAGGGCAUAAGCACUGCAACAGUCUUUACAGUUGACAGACCACUUUGUUCUAGAAGACUGUCCUUUGACUCAAAUCACCCUCUUGCUGCUGAUAAUGGAUUGAAGAAAAACUUUCAACAUAAGGCCUCCAAGGAGGAUGUUCUCACCAAGGGAACAAAACCGGCCCGGAUCAGCUGUAGCACACUGUCUCAGGAGUGUAAUUCCCUGAGUGAUGUGUUAGAUAUAUUUUCCAAAGCACCUAGGUUUCCUAGUAGUAACUAUUUCUCAGCCAUGUGGAUAGUUGCCAAGAGGAUGUCCAGUGACCAGAAGCGCUUUGAGAAACAACUGAUGUUUAACCACCCUGUGUUUAGCCAGCUGUGUGAACAAGCUAUGAGAGAAGCCAAGAUCAUGCACUACGACGACCUCCUGUUCAGUCUUCAUGCCAUAGUGAAGCUCGGGAUUCCUCAGAACACGCUACUCGUACAGACUUUGCUGAGGGUGGUCCAGGAACGUAUCAACGAGUGUGAUGAGAAGUGUCUUUCAGUUUUGUCAACUGUCUUAGAGGCAAUGGAGCCAUGCAAGAAUGUGGAUGUUCUUCGAGCGGGAUUUCGGAUGCUAGUUGAUCAGCAAGUUUGGAAAAUAGAACGUGUCUUCACAUUACAAACUGUAAUGAAAUGUAUUGGAAAAGAUGCACCAGUUGGUCUUAAAAGGAAAUUGGAGAUGAAAGCCUUGAAGGAAUUAGACCAGUUUUCUGUUUUGAAUAGCCAGCACAUGUUUAAGGUACUUGCUGCCAUGAAUCACCGUUCCAUUAUCCUUCUGAACGAAUGCAGUAAGACAGUCACAAGUAAUAUCCAUGGGUGUCCUUUUAAAAUAUUGAUCAGUAUAUUGCAGUCUUGCAGAGACCUCCGAUACUUUAAUAUAGAUCUUUUGAAGGGAAUAGCAGAUUAUGUGACUACAACUUUUGACAUCUGGAAGUUGAAGCAAGUUCUUUUUCUCCUCAUUUUAUUUGAAAGCUUUGGCUUUCGGCCUGUUGGUUUGAUGGACUUGUUUAUGAAGAAAGCAGCAGAUGAAUCUGGCUCCCUGAACGUGAAAAACCUUGUCUGUAUUCUUUAUGUGUAUUCUUCUCUCAAUCACGUCUAUAAAUGCCAGACCCACAGGUUCCUAGAAAUUAUGGCAACUGCUCUGACGGGCAGUCUUCACCACAUUUCUUCAGAAAACCUGUUGAACGUUGUGUGUUCGUUUUGCUUGUUGAACCAUUUUCCCCUGGCCCUUAUUAAUCAGCUUUUCCAAAAGGACACCAUCAGUGAUCUGCUGACCUCAGGUGAUGUGGAGAAGCAUGUUCUCAAGCUUUGUACGGUGACUGCUUGUCUAAAACUUGAUGAUGCUCCUUAUCCCAAGAACAUAGACCUAGUGCUGCCAGAGCCGCCAUCCACAGUGCUGUGCCCUAAUGCAAAGGUUGCCAAGGUGCUGAGUAGCCUCCUGGGAGAAGGAUGCUUCUCCAAAAGUGUACAGUUGCCACAUAAUUAUUAUAUCGAUUUUGAAAUCAGAAUGGAUACUAACAGGAGCCAAGUGCUUCCAUUUUCUGAGGUGGACGUGGUAACUUCUGAUACAGAUAUUCAAAGAGUAGCCAUACUAUGUAUUCCUAAGUCUGCUUACUGUUUGGAUUCAACCCACCCCAAAGGAAACCUUGCUUUGAAAAUGCGGCAUUUGAAAGCAAUGGGUUUUCGUGUGAUCUUGGUCCAUAAUUGGGAGAUGGAAAAACUAGACAUGAAGGAUGCAGUCAUGCUUUUGAAGACUAAAAUCUAUUCAACUGAAGCACUUGCUCCUGCUGAUAAAAAUUUGCAAAGCACAUGUUAAAAGUAAAAAGCAGCCCUUUUAUAUUAGGAGACAUAAGUUUGUAAAAAUAACUUUAAUAAAGACUACAAUUUAGUUGUCA
Sus scrofa (pig) is the source of this 2372-nucleotide messenger RNA. It is a transcript of the gene FASTKD2, whose product is annotated as FAST kinase domains 2. Gene Ontology annotation, biological process: mitochondrial RNA processing; regulation of mitochondrial mRNA stability. Lineage: Eukaryota; Metazoa; Chordata; Mammalia; Artiodactyla; Suidae. Gene Ontology annotation, cellular component: mitochondrial matrix; ribonucleoprotein granule. The record is from RefSeq and is a predicted model, not a curated record. Gene Ontology annotation, molecular function: RNA binding.